Molecule: messenger RNA, 5169 nt
Organism: Malania oleifera
Lineage: Eukaryota; Viridiplantae; Streptophyta; Magnoliopsida; Santalales; Ximeniaceae
Product: putative phospholipid-transporting ATPase 9
Exons: 11
Coding region: 1158-4733 (1191 amino acids)
Biological process (GO): phospholipid translocation
Cellular component (GO): plasma membrane
Molecular function (GO): ATP hydrolysis activity; ATPase-coupled intramembrane lipid carrier activity; magnesium ion binding
Source: RefSeq, a predicted model, not a curated record
AGCAAAUAUUAAAUUAAAUUGUUCAAAAUUUAUUGUGAAUAUCCAGAAAAUCGCUUUCGAAAUUUUUAUCCAAGAAAAAGAGGCAGCUUUCUAAAUUUGCAUGGAUUUCUAUAGAUUUUUGUGUAUUUAAUUUGAGUAAUCUCCUUGGGUGUUUAAUUAAAUUUAAAUAUGCACAGGGUGAAGAAAUUACCUCGUCUGUUCUUUUGCGAAGGUUCCUAACUUCAUGUGGCGAGGGAAGACCAAGCCCACAAGGAACAGGGACAGACGCCAUUGACGAAUUUUCUGAGCUUUGAUUAAUCUUCCCGAGUCCGAAAGCUUUUUCGCGAAUGACCCAUUAACCCGUUAUAGUUCUGCGUCGUUUUUUCGUUUUAAACAUCCUUUACCGUUGAAAUUUUUUGUUCGCAUUUUGGCACCAAAGCCAGUUUCUAGUUUCUACAAUAGUUUAUUUAUUUUUUUCCUGGGAAGGUAGGGGCAUGAGAAAAUUCUCUCAUGCGCGUCUGUGUCCGGACGCAUCGAAGUCAAAAUGCGAGAUCUAAGUCUGCGUUCAAAGCUUCCAGGCCGUACCAUCUCUAACAUAAAAAUCGAUUAGCAGAUGUAUCCUCUCCUUAUAUUUGAUAGGCCUAGCUCCUCUGAAUUUGAAAAUAUUUCAGAAUUUCAGGACGUGGGUAUAGUUGAUUUUGAGGUGUUUGUUUCUCGAUAUUCUUUCUUCUCGAGUACAGAUUCAGUAGGUCUAAAGUUUUCUAUAUUCAGAGGUUGUUCGCAGGUAGUCCCUAUUGUCUGUUUUGGGCUAAAUUUGCGUCCUCCCUUCUUCCUUUUCUUUGCUUUAUUACUGCUAAGAGACUUCCUGUUAUUUGUUCCUUCAACCAUUUCUGCUGAAGUUUAUCGUUUUUCUUCCCUUCUUUCUGCAAAUUAUACUUUUCUGGGUUUUUGAGCUUUUGGCUUGGAGCCUUUUCUCAUUUCUGGGGUUCUGGUUUUUGAAAUUAGUGAGUUUUUAAAAAUAUAUUUGUGUUUUUGGGAGGGCUUUGGUUGUAGGUGGUUUUUCUUGAAGGGGCUGCUUGAUUCAUCCGUGAGAUUUGCCAUUGGAAGGAGCAAAUUUUUUGUUCUUGUUAAGGGGUUUCUCUCUGUUUUGGAAUUGGGGUUAGCUAGAGCUGGUUGAGAUGAGGAGCAGAAACAGAAUGAAUGGCGCCAGAAGAAAGAAGCUGCAUUUCAGCAAGAUCUACUCAUUCCACUGUGGGAAAGCAUCCUUCAAGGAUGAUCAUUCUCAAAUUGGAGGGCCAGGUUUCUCCAGGGUGGUAUUCUGCAACGAACCGGAUUCUUUCGAAGCCAGAAAUCGUAAUUAUGUAGGCAAUUAUGUUAGGACUACCAAGUAUACGCUUGCAACAUUUUUGCCCAAGUCCUUGUUUGAGCAGUUUAGAAGGAUUGCAAAUUUCUACUUCCUCAUCACUGGCUGUUUGGCCUUCACCCCGCUUGCUCCUUAUACUGCCAUUAGUGCCAUUCUCCCUUUAAUUAUCGUAAUUGGGGCGUCCAUGGUGAAAGAGUGCGUUGAAGAUUGGCGGCGCAAACAGCAGGAUAUUGAGAUGAAUAAUAGAAAGGUUGAAGUACAUUGUGGUGAUGGAACUUUUGAUCAUACUGAAUGGAAGAAUCUCAGAGUGGGCGAUAUAGUGAAGGUGGAGAAAGAUGACUUCUUCCCAGCAGAUCUCGUUUUACUUUCAUCUAGUUAUGAUGAUGCUGUCUGCUAUGUUGAGACCAUGAACCUUGACGGGGAGACAAAUUUGAAACUAAAACAGGCCCUGGAGUUGACUUCGUUCUUGCAUGAGGAUUCUGACUUCCAAGAAUUUAGGGCUUUUGUUAAAUGUGAAGAUCCAAAUGCCAAUUUGUACUCUUUUAUUGGAAGUAUGGAGUUUGAAGAACAACAAAUUCCCCUUACUCCUCAGCAACUUCUCCUUCGAGACUCCAAACUCAGAAAUACAGAGUACAUAUAUGGGGCUGUUAUCUUCACUGGUCAUGACACAAAAGUUAUUCAAAAUUCUACUGAUCCUCCAUCGAAGAGAAGCAGAAUUGAGAAGCAGAUGGAUCGUAUUAUUUAUUUCAUGUUUGGUGUUGUAUUUUUAAUUGCAUUUGUUGGAUCUAUUUUCUUUGGUAUUGCUACUAGAGAUGACCUAAAACAUGGGAGGAUGAAAAGAUGGUAUCUUAGACCAGACAGCACUAAAGUUUUCUAUGAUCCUGAUAGAGCACCGCUGGCAGCAAUUCUUCACUUUCUGACAGCAUUAAUGUUAUAUAGUUAUUUCAUCCCAAUCUCCUUGUAUGUUUCGAUAGAAAUUGUCAAAGUUCUUCAAAGUGUCUUCAUCAAUCAAGAUGUUCACAUGUACUAUGAAGAAGCUGAUAAACCAGCGCAUGCCCGCACCUCAAACUUGAAUGAGGAACUUGGCCAAGUUGACACAAUACUUUCUGACAAAACUGGAACUUUGACCUGUAACUCAAUGGAGUUCAUCAAGUGUUCUGUGGCUGGUACUGCUUAUGGCCGUGGUGUAACAGAGGUUGAGAGAGUUAUGGCCAGAAGAAACGGUUCACCAUUGGUUCGUGAAAUGGUAAAUGAUGGGAAACAAGAUGAUCCUGCUGAUUCAAAAUCGUCGCCCAUUAAAGGUUUCAAUUUUGCUGAUGAAAGGAUCAUGAAUGGAAACUGGGUUAAUGAGCCUCAUUCAAAUGUCAUCCAGAAAUUUUUACGUUUGUUGGCAAUUUGUCAUACAGCCAUACCUGAAAUUGAUGAUGACACUGGUAAGGUUUCAUAUGAAGCUGAAUCACCAGAUGAAGCGGCUUUCGUGAUUGCAGCUAGAGAACUUGGCUUUGCAUUUUAUAAAAGAACACAAACAAGCAUCUCAGUGCAUGAGUUGGACCCAAUGUCUGGGAACAAAGUUGAGAGAGUGUAUGAGCUUUUGAAUGUCCUAGAGUUCAACAGCUCCCGAAAACGCAUGUCUGUGAUAGUGAGGAAUGCUGAGGGGAAACUACUAAUUCUUUGUAAAGGUGCUGAUAGUGUCAUGUUUGAAAGGCUUGCUAAGGAUGGAAGGGAGUUUGAAGAGCAGACAAGAGCGCAUGUGAAUGAAUAUGCUGAUGCGGGUUUGAGGACCUUGAUACUUGCUUAUCGUGAACUUAAUGAGGAUGAAUACAAAGAUUUCAAUGAGAAAUUCUCUGAGGCCAAGAACUCAGUUAGUGCUGAUAGGGAAACAUUAAUUGAUGAAGUGACAGAGAAAAUUGAGAGAGAUUUGAUUCUUCUUGGUGCAACAGCUGUCGAGGACAAACUCCAAAAUGGGGUUCCAGAGUGCAUUGACAGACUUGCCCAAGCAGGAAUAAAGAUAUGGGUUUUGACUGGGGAUAAGAUGGAGACAGCCAUUAAUAUUGGUUUUGCAUGUAGUUUGCUUAGACGAGGGAUGAAGCAGAUAAUAAUCAAUUUGGAGACUCCAGAAAUCAAAGCAUUGGAGAAAAUGGGAGAAAAGGCAGCCAUCACCAAGGCUUCAAAGGAAAGCGUUCUCCAUCAGAUAACUCAAGGGAAAGCUCAGCUUACAGCAUCAGGUGGAAGUUCUGAGGCAUUUGCUUUGAUAAUUGAUGGGAAAUCACUUGCAUAUGCCUUAGAGGAUGAUAUGAAGGACAUGUUUCUGAAGCUUGCAAUUGGCUGCGCUUCUGUAAUAUGCUGUCGAUCAUCACCAAAACAGAAGGCAUUGGUCACUAGACUGGUUAAAACUGGAACCAGGAAGACAACAUUGGCAAUUGGUGAUGGUGCGAAUGAUGUGGGAAUGCUUCAGGAAGCAGAUAUUGGGAUUGGAAUUAGUGGUGUUGAGGGGAUGCAGGCAGUAAUGUCAAGUGAUAUUGCAAUUGCUCAAUUCCGAUAUUUGGAGCGUUUGCUCCUUGUGCACGGACAUUGGUGUUACAGAAGGAUCUCAUCAAUGAUAUGCUACUUCUUCUAUAAAAAUAUCACAUUUGGUUUCACCAUCUUCUUAUACGAGAUCUAUGCUUCAUUCUCUGGUCAACCUGCAUACAAUGAUUGGUUUUUGUCACUCUACAAUGUCUUCUUCACAUCACUUCCUGUGAUCGCCAUGGGGGUUUUUGAUCAAGAUGUAUCAGCACGGUUUUGUCUCAAGUUUCCGCUACUGUACCAAGAAGGAGUGCAAAAUGUUCUAUUCAGUUGGGUCCGUAUAUUCAGCUGGAUGUUAAAUGGGGUUUACAGCGCCAUCAUUGUCUUCUUUUUCUGCACAAAGGCACUGGAACACCAAGCCUUCAAUGAGGAUGGAAAAACUGUGGGGUUGGAAAUAUUGGGGACGACAAUGUAUAAUUGUGUUGUGUGGGUCGUAAACUGCCAGAUGGCACUUUCUGUUAGUUAUUUCACCUUCAUACAUCAUCUUUUCAUAUGGGGUGGAAUUGCGCUCUGGUACCUUUUCCUCUUGGCAUAUGGAGCCGUAUCUUCCACCAUUUCUACCACUGCUUACAAAGUCUUCGUUGAAUGCCUCGCCCCUGCCCCUUCCUUUUGGUUCGUCACUCUCUUUGUGGUGAUCUCUGCACUAGUCCCAUACUUCUCAUACUCUGCAAUUCAGAUGCGGUUCUUUCCCAUGUACCAUGGAAUGAUCCAAUGGAUACGGCAUGAAGGGCAUUCUGACGACCCUGAAUACUGCCACAUGGUGCGCCAGAGAUCGUUGCGGCCAACAACUGUGGGCUAUACAGCACGAGUAGCAGCAAGAAGCUGACUGUAAAAUAUACAGGAUUCAGACCCUACAUGAUAUUGCAGAUUCAUGCUUGGACGGUUAGCUGUCGAAGAAUGUAGGCUGUAGAUAUCUGCUAAAGAACUGGAAUUCUGCCCAUCGAUGGAAGGAUCUGUAUUUUUAGCUCUAAUCAACUUAUAUGGUAUGCCCCAUAAGAAUAUAUACUUGCAAGGGGACAAUGUACAGAGGCAUGCUUCAGUUGUACCAUAAGUUCGAUAGGUAGGAAGAGGCCCUAAUUAUUGUAAAUUUUGAUUCUUGGCUACAAGAGGCUUUAUGCCCUUUUCCUUUAUAUUUCUUUUUUCAAUAGCACAUCUUGUGUUAUUGCCGAAAUGUAUGUAAUACAGAAGUGAGGAAAUGUAUUUAUAGUUAUCAGUAGUUUUGCUUUGUUUAAUAAGAUGGGCCUUCCUAUGGUUACUCUUUC